Molecule: messenger RNA, 960 nt
Organism: Amborella trichopoda
Lineage: Eukaryota; Viridiplantae; Streptophyta; Magnoliopsida; Amborellales; Amborellaceae
Source: RefSeq, a predicted model, not a curated record
AUGCUGCAAUUCACGCUUCUCCGGCAUCUAGCAAAAGCAGCUGAACUUUGCUUGGGCUCUACAAAUUACACGGCAGGAAGCAGGUAUGAGGAGAACCUGAAAAGCCUCCUUCAAUCCCUGAAAGCCAAUGCCUCCAUCUCGAGGGGUUUCAACUCCACCACCUCGGGCACGAGCCCUGACCAAGUCUAUGGCCUUGCCCAGUGCAGGGCUGACACCACCACCGCCGAGUGCAGCGAUUGCAUGAACAGAACCACAACCGAUGCCCUGCAAUUAUGUCCCAACAGGAAACAGGCGAUCUUUUGGGACGAUCAGUGCAUCCUUUGCUACUCUGAUUCCAAUUUCAUCGGAUCAAUAAACCGGAAUCGAUUAUACCUUUCGAAUGUAAACAAUGCCUGUGAUCGAGACUCCUUUAACCUGGAACUUGGUGGCCUGAUGAGGAAGCUGACAUGGAGAGCUGUCUCUGACCCGCUACUCCUCUAUGCAUCCGGGAAGACUGUGUACGAUAAUUUUGUAACGAUUUAUGGGCUGUUGCAGUGCACGAGGGAUCUCGAUGAUGCAGAGUGUAGGAACUGCCUUGAAAGCGUGAUUGCCGACAUCCCCAGCUGCUGCAAUGGUCAUGUCAUAUCGGAGCCCAAGUUUUGAGCGGGAGUUGAGUUGCAUACUGCGGUAUGAAACAUAUUCAUUCUUCACACCCUCCCCUCCACCGCCACCACUGCCAAUGCCAAACUCACCGCCGCCACCCGCUACGACAAACGCUCUGCAGCUACCACCGCCACCGGCUACGACAAACUCUCUGCAGCUACCACGGCCUGAAAAUCCCACCCCUCGAGUUAAGCGAAUAUUCUCUCACUUCAAAUGCCACCUCAUAUGCUUCACUGUGAUGAAUAUUGGAAGAAAUUCCUAGCAUAGACUAUAGAUGUAGCAUAUAAACCGUGCAGUAUAUGCAAUUUAGACCGUCCA